AUGCCAAGUACUUGCAGCCAUUGGGAUCCAGACGGAAAUCAAUGCAAAGAGGAGUCUGGCUGGACUGUUACCAUCGCUGGACAAAACCCUUUCCAUUUGUGCACUGACCACAUCCCUUUUUUGCCCAAACCAAUUGGGGGGGCAAAUCAAAUGAUCAUCACACCCCACGUGGGAAAGAUCUGCGCCAAAGAAGGUUGUGAUGAGCAAAGGUGCUCAGGAAAGUUCUGUUUUGAACACACGAAAGAAGAAUGCUCUAAAGGAACAUAUGCAAAACGAAAAUCAAUGUGCUUCGCUGAGAACUGCCUCACACGGGCACAGUUCAUCCAAGUCUGGCACGUGACACCGAGGAAGAGGGCGUGUUGUGAGCAUCAAAAGGAAUUGGCUGACAUUGUGCUACAAGAGCAUCCCAAACCUGAUUUCUACGUACCAGAUGGUAUCCAGAUCAAGGUUGAAACCACCGUUGGAAAGGGCAGAUGGAAAAGCAUGGAAGCGUUUUUCAAGAAGAUGUGGAUGACUUUUCUGUGGCCAAAGAUCCAGGCUGGUGAGAAUGUCGCCGGAGUUGAAGCACAGAGCGAAGCAGGGUUCAAGGAAUACCUGAAUGACCAGUUCCAGUUCGUGAAGCACCAAUGGGAGGCUAGGCAGUUCAUAAACCUUACCCCAGCUUGCAUCCUUGCAUUGCGCAAUAAAGAAGUAAUGGCGUUCCAGAUUCUUCUGCCAAUCACCGAGGAGACGUUACGAGAAGACAUCAUUUGCCGAGAUGAAUCGAGCAGCCUUUCGGUUCUUGGCAAUCCUGACGUCCAGGCAGCCAUCAGGCGAGAGUUUGGCCGUGAUUCAGCUUGCUACAUGAUCUUAAGGAAAGCAACCAGCAUGGAUCUGGGGGAUAUUCGCCCAGAUGUCAUGACGGCAAUGUGGCGAGCGGCGCGACUUCUUCGAACUACAAAGAAGCAGACAGUGGUCUUUAGCGCAAGGUACGAGAUUACCUGGAACGAAUACGAGGACCUUGGAAAGGAGUCAGCUGAGUUAGGAAGGAACCUGUGGCACGUUCACAAGUCUAGAGAAGAGGAUGGUUGUCCAUGGGAUGUCCGAAAGUCUGAAGAUAUGCACGCGCCGAAGGGGCCACCUCGGAGCCGCAAAAACCAGAAUAUCAAGCAUCAAGUGCGCAAGAGGAAGGCCAUGGUGCCGUCCAUGUAA
Seminavis robusta is the source of this 1191-nucleotide messenger RNA. NCBI's taxonomy places the organism in Eukaryota, Bacillariophyta, Bacillariophyceae, Naviculales, Naviculaceae. The record is from the annotation of a GenBank genome assembly.